Molecule: messenger RNA, 2829 nt
Organism: Penicillium hordei
Lineage: Eukaryota; Fungi; Ascomycota; Eurotiomycetes; Eurotiales; Aspergillaceae
Exons: 1
Coding region: 1-2829 (942 amino acids)
Biological process (GO): amino acid activation for nonribosomal peptide biosynthetic process; secondary metabolite biosynthetic process
Cellular component (GO): cytoplasm
Molecular function (GO): catalytic activity; phosphopantetheine binding
Source: RefSeq, a predicted model, not a curated record
AUGGUACCAUCAGUCUUUUUCCCUAUCUCCACAAUUCCUCUCUCCCCAACUGGCAAAACAGAUCUCCGAAGGCUCCAGGCAGAGGUCGCAACACUGACGAGAAGUGAGAUCGAAACCUAUAACAGCUCUGUGGGACCCGCGCCAAAACGCAGUCCAUCUUCAGACAAUGAGAUCAUCCUACACAGACUAUUGACGAAAGCCCUCGCACUACCGAAUAAGAACGAUAUCUCUUUGGAGGACAACUUCUUCUCCGUAGGUGGAGACUCACUCACUGCAAUGAAGCUGGCCAAUCUCGCCAGCAAAGAGGGUUUCCAGCUUUCUGUUACCGACAUCUUCCAGUACCCUGUCCUUAGCGACCUGGCCAGAGCCAUUCAAGAUUUGAAUAAGCCAACUGACAGUCCUCCAAAACCGUUCUCCCUUCUCACUAAUGACACGGCUGAGGAUGCUUUGGACCUAGCGGCCGAGAUUUGUUCCAUUCCUCGAGCCGAAAUCGAGGAUAUAUAUCCAUGCAGCCCCCGACAAGAAAACCAAAUUGCCAUGGCCGAGGAACGACCUGGCAUGCUGUAUGCACAAUACGAGUAUGAAAUACCAUCGCAUCUCCGGCCGGAUCAACUACGCAAAAUUUGGCAAACUGUUCUUGACCAAAAUCCCAUAUUGCGCACCAGGAUUAUUCACACUCUUGGGGGAACAACGGUACAGGUUGUUCAGAAGGCCAGCACCAUUGAUUGGCACUACGGGGACUGUUUGAGACGAUAUUUGAAGGAGGAUGUAUCCCAACUCAUGGGCCUGGGAAAGCCACUUGCACGUUUUGCCUUGGUGGAAGAACCUGGGAUGUCAUACUUUGUCCUCACGUUCCACCACGCCUUGUAUGAUGGAUGGUCCAUCCCGUUAUUGAUGCGGCAGGUAGAAUCAGCCUACCACGGCCGGAGUGUCCGGGUUGAGCCUUUCACUGGGUUCAUCCGUUAUUGCUUGUCAUUGGAGGCGGAAGCAACACAAAAGUUCUGGACGUCAGAAUUUUCAAAUCUCAAGGCAGUCCCAUUUCCAGAUCCACGGAAUGCAACCACCUCAAGCAAGAUAGAGGAGCGCAUGACAGUGAACAGAACCAUCACCAUACCAAGAAUUGCACAUGCCAAUAUCACGCUGGUCAAUAUCAUAAAGCUCGCCUGGUCCGUUGUGGUAUCAGCUUAUACCGACAGCGAAGAUGUGGUAUUUGGCCUCACAACAUCUGGUCGUGAUGCUCCUGUAUCAAAUAUUGACCUCAUGACGGGCCCAACAUUUGCAACAGUCCCCUUCAGAGUCCGCAUAUUGCCUAAACAAUCCGUCCAAGAUGCCUUGCUCUCAAUCCAGCGUUCUGCAGCUGAGAUGGUCACUUUCAAACAUACUGGGCUGCAGGCUAUUCGGAAAAUGAAUGCUGAUACUGAACUAGCCUGCAAUUUCCAGACCCAUCUCAUCUUCCAGGUCACAGAGCAUGAGGCAUCUCCGGAGCUAGGUCUUCUGCGACGCCGAGCGCCAGAAAAGCUCGACUUGGCGCGUUUCGCUAGAGAUGCCUUACAUGUCGAUUUCUUUGUGUCACCAAAGGGCAAUGAAGUCAAUACAACAAUGACAUUUGACCCGCUGGCUCUUCCCACCCAGCAGGCCUCUCAAUUUCUAUUCCAGUUUGAACACGUUCUUCACCAAGUCUGCGCGGGUGCCAUUCAACUCAUAGGUGAUGCAGAGCUCGUAAGCCCGGAUGAUAUGACUCGAUUGCAAAAAUGGGACGAUCGGCGUCCUGUCUCUCGUACACCCACAAUGUCCGAGCUGAAUCUUUCUCCUGCAUCUAACGGCCAAGGCCAGACCGCUGUUGGCACACUUUUCAAGCACAACUCUCAGACCGGGAUGAUUUAUCCCAUGAUGGGUUGCACGAGCUGGGUGACUCUUCCAUCUGACCCUUCGCGAUUGGCUCCUCUCGGAGCGGUUGGCGAGUUGUUGAUUGAGGGACCAAUCGAGGCUCGACGCAAUCUGGACGACCUAGGUCGAACGUCCGCGCUGUACGUUGAUCCGCCCCAUUUCAUUCGUCAGUUCCGCGCUCCUGGCCGUUCCAGCCAACUUUAUCGCUCAGGGGACCUUGUCAGGGUCACUGGUGACGGUUCAAUCAAGUUCUUUGGUCGCAAACACACAGAGAAACACCUUGGCCGACAAAUUGAGUUGAACAGGGUGGAGCGUCAUAUCCAGCCUCUUCUUACAACAGGACAGCAGGUUAUUGCAGAUGUCGUCGUCCUCAACGGCCACGGAAAAUCCCAGUCUACGGCACUUGUUGCUUUCGUAGAAUAUGGUGGUAAUACCGUGGUUUCAAACAGGAAUGAGGAUAAAAGUAACGACGGCUGCAAUUUCCUGGUUUGGCCAGAUAAACUUCAAUUCCUCUCCGAGAUGUCAAUUGUUCGAGAUCAACUACGAGCUUAUUUGCCAUCCUUCAUGAUUCCCGUCGCAUUUGUGCCUGUUCGGAGAAUUCCACUCACACCAGGAGGGGAAAUCGACCGACUCGCCUUACGCGAGGCAACUUCCUGCCUGGAUAUGCAGGAGUAUAUACCCAUUGUCACUCGAAAACACCCAACGACCGAAGAUGAGCGUCAGAUUAUCCGUCUCAUUGCCGAAGUUCUCGGUCUUCCAUCCGACAAGAUCGGGCUCCAGGACAACUUCUUUGAUAUGGGAGGUGAUUCUCUCAAAGCAAUGCUACUAUGCACCAAGGCACGCACUUCGGGUCUACGUAUCACCGUGGCAGAUAUCUAUGAGAAUCAGCCUUUGCAAGAGCUUGCCUCUAGGGUUACAGUUGGCAUGGGCACUCAGAUGUGA